Molecule: messenger RNA, 552 nt
Organism: Racocetra fulgida
Lineage: Eukaryota; Fungi; Glomeromycota; Glomeromycetes; Diversisporales; Gigasporaceae
Source: the annotation of a GenBank genome assembly
AUGUCAACGCUUAAUAUUAUUUCACAUAUAUUUCCGGCUUCUUUAGAGCGUAGAAUACCAGGACAGGGUGGUCGUCUCCGAAUCGCAGCAAAUUCUUAUGUGACAACGGACAUAGAUACAAAAAACAACAAUGACAAAAUAUCACUUGUAUUUGCACAUGCUACAGGAUUUCAUAAAGAAUUAUGGAAUCCUAUCAUAAAAAAAUUACAUGAACAAAGACAUCAAUGGAACGGUGGUGAUAUCUGGACCUUGGAUUGUUCGAAUCAUGGUGAUAGUGCAUUAUUAAAUAAAGAUGUUUUGCCUAAUAUCGAAUGGCCCGACUUUUCUCGCGAUAUUCUUCAACUUAUCGAUGAGGCAAAAAUUAAAAAACCAAUUAUUGGUAUAGGGCAUUCAUUUGGUGGAGCUUCCAUGUUAAUGGCAGAAACUAUUCGUCCUGGUACUUUCGCUAGUAUUAUUGCCAUUGAGCCUAUAAGUCAUCCUAUACACAUUAAAAGAUCCAGAAUGAAUGACGCAACUGUUAAAAAAAGAAGAGACAGAUGGCCGGAUAGGUAA